UCUCGGCUCUGUCCAGCGCCGUGCCUUCAGUGGCCUCCGCCGUUCCCAGCGACGUCGUUUCGAGUGCUGCCGGGUCUUUUCCCUCUGAUGUGGCGUCCGUCCUUUCGGCGCUCUCGAGUGCAGCUGGUUCGGUCCCCAGCGAUGUCGUUUCGGCGAUCUCCGGCGCCUCCAGCGAUGUUGCGUCGAUUCUUUCGAGUGCCGGGGCUCCGCUUCCCUCUGAUGUCGCGUCGGUUCUCUCCGCGUUGUCGAGCGCCGCGGGUGGUACCGUGGCGUCAAUCACGAGCGAUCUUGGAUCCGUCGUCUCUGCCAUGCCAUCCUCUGCUUCGGCCCUCCCCCGGAUGUCGCUUCGGUCCUUUCGGCCCUGUCGAGCGCGGCUGGUUCUGUCCCGAGCGGUGCCGAGUCUGCGUUGAGCGGGAUCGUCGCGUCUGCCACGAGUGGUCUAGGGUCUAUCGUUUCUGCAGUCCCGACGAGCGUCGCAUCGAUCUUGGCCAGUGCGACGAGCGACCUGGGAUCCAUCGCAUCGCCCCUUUCUAGUGGCCCUGCGUCGGCUCUCCCUUCAGACGUGGCAUCGCUUCUAUCCGCCUUGUCGAGUGUUGCUGCCGCAUCCGGCGUGCCCUCGGACAUCUCUUCGAUCGCCUCCGUCUUGCCUAGCGGUGCCCAAUCGGCCGUCGCAUCUUCUGUGCCCUCCGAUGUUGCUUCGAUUCUUUCUGCAUUGUCCAGCGCGGCUGGUGCCAUCCCCAGCGACGUGGCCUCAGCUGCCAGCUCGUU
This is a messenger RNA of Mycena citricolor, 768 nucleotides long. Lineage: Eukaryota; Fungi; Basidiomycota; Agaricomycetes; Agaricales; Mycenaceae. The record is from the annotation of a GenBank genome assembly.